AUGUGUGGCGCUAAACGCACUAAAGACACCCGGGAAGGAACUUACCCUGCACUCCCCCUCAUUUACACCAUGCGAAAGGGGGAUAAAAAAGGACUGAGUAGUUUCUCGGGCAGCCAACAGUGUUGGAAAAUUUAUGAACACCAGCAGUCACUUAUGGCGAGCCGCUGCUGCCGCCACAACUUCCACGGUGCAGAAGUUGCAUUAUUCGUAUUCAUCUGUCCUUAA
Messenger RNA from Trypanosoma brucei brucei TREU927, 225 nucleotides. RefSeq lists its product as hypothetical. The record is from RefSeq and is a predicted model, not a curated record. Lineage: Eukaryota; Euglenozoa; Kinetoplastea; Trypanosomatida; Trypanosomatidae. Bases 1 to 225 code for a protein of 74 amino acids. The transcript has a single exon.